CAUUUACAGGUAAGAAAAAGAUGCUCGAGGUCUCUCCUUCCACUGGCCUGCAAAUUCAGGGAACCUCACCGCAAGGCCUACAUCUCAACCUUGCCAUUAAAUAAAGUCAGCUCUCUUGGUGAUUGAAAAGAGAGGAACCAGGCAGAAACAGAUGUCUGGUUCCCUUUAAGCUGCGAUUCCGGGUGCCCAGGAAGCCAGUGUGGAUACAGCGCCCCAGUGAGUAGGGCAGGAGAAAGCCACUUUUCCCUUCCUCCUGGGCCUCAACUCCCAGGCAUCUUCUGGCUCCGUUUCUUUUAUUUUCGGUGAUUAUAAAUAAUAGCCACCUCUUUAUGUGGUAUGUGCUGGGCUAACUAAUUCAUAUGCAUUUUCUCUUCGUGCUCCAGGCAACCCCAUGAGGUUGGUAUUAUUAAUUUCUCUUUACAGAUAAGGAAGUAGAUUAGGCAACUUGACUGAGGUCAGCCAGAACGAUCAGGGACACAGCACAGGUAGUCUCAUCUCGAGACCACAGCUCUUUCCUAUAUUUGAUCUGGUUCUCUUACUGUGGAAAUACAUGUUCUCACCUUGGCUUCUGAGUAAGCCAUACAGAAUAUGGAGGGCGAGCCCAUCUGUAUGACCUCAGCACCAAUAAUGGUACCUCUACCCACCCUGGGGCAUCAGCUGCCCUUCAGGGGCAUACUGUUGUUAAUUCUGCCUUGUCAGGGAAUAAACUGGAGUUCAAAUAGGUAAAAAGCCAAGGUCAUCAACCUGGAAAAGUGUCAGAACCAAGAUUCUAGCCCAGGCUACGGGAAUCUUUCUCAAAAACAUCGGUACAGUAUCCUUUUCAAGACUGAACAUUUGGGCACCACAGUGUUGUUCACUGAGUCAGAACAAUCUUGCACUAUGUACAGGGCUUGUCCUCCAAUUAAUCAAUCAAUCAAUGUCCAAUUUUUAAAAAAGCUCUCAAGAAAGGAGCAAGGGCUGGAGACUGAGCUCGGUGGUAGAGUGCUUGCCUAGCAUUGACAGAGCCCUGGGAUCCCCAGAGCCACCUUCGAAAAAGCGGUAAGGAGGAAGGAGACACCUUCCAGAAAAGCCAGGGGAAUGCAAGCUGGUCCAGGAGGAGCAAUCCAGAUAAUCUCACUAGGGCAGAUCAGGUAAUUUGAGGAGUGAUGAGCCAAAGAACAAAGAGAAGAUGGACAUAAGGGGAGACUGAGGCCUAGUGUGAUUCUGUACAUAGGGAUGAAGUAAGAUGAAGAAGAUGGGGAAACUAGGACAACAGGAAGUGGGGAAAGUGAGGCUGGCCUUGGUGGCUUGAGGGGUGAACUGAGGGUGAUGCCUACGUGGCCACUCCUUGGAUCCUUAGGCCCUCCGUAGUGAUCUUUGCCCCACCACACCUCAGCUCUGACAGACUACGUGCCAGGAAAUUUUGUCUGCACUGAGCUACCAGCUGAGUUCCAACCCUCUGGAGUGGCUGCUUCAGACUAGGUAGGUGUAACGUGCUGGGCCUCGACUCUGAAUUGGGAGUUGGCAGAGGGGUAAACAAGAGCGAGGUUGUAUUUCCUGAAUGGCCCCAUAAUGCGUUUUUCCAAUCCAGGAAGCACCGUCCUUAGCGGCAAGGGAACCAUGGACCACAGUGCGGAUCUGGCGAGGCAGGAGAGGCCCAGUCUUCGUCUGGAAAAGCUACAGCACUGGGCAAGACACAGGCAAAGUGGACACCUACUGGUGGUGGCGGUGAGCCAGCUCUGGCUGGCCAUAGCCACGGUGCCCUUCACGAUCUCAGUGGCCUGCUUGAGCUCUGCCUGUCACAUGGCCACAACACUGCCGCUCUGGCCUGGAGCCUCGGGUCUCCUCACUGGGAUCAUCACCCUUGAGCUUCGCAGAGCACCCUGUUUCUGGAAGGUGCGGGCCAUGAUGAUAUCCAACACCUUCAACCUGAUCUUGGGCUUCAUCGUGGUGGUGAUAGAAGUGACGAAGACAGCCUUGGGGCCUGCCCCUACUGGCCCCAUCCAGGAACAGCUGCCAGGGUUGCUGGUGCUAGAACUCAGCGCGGAGGCCUUCACCCUAGGAGGAGUGCUGGUCUCAACAUACGCCCUGUUCUUGCUGAGCCAGAGGAAGCAAGGAUGCUUCACGAGGUCAAGUCUGCACUACCAGGAGCUACAGGAGGUAGGGGGUGAGGGAGGAAAACAUGAAGCCACCAGCUUCCAGGUAAUUUUUCUUCUGGCUGUCCUUGUAGUGGGGCAGGAGGGAAAUAAAGGGCUGACGCUGACCGGCUUUCUGGCAUUGGACGUUAAUGCCCCUAAUAACGGUUGUGAAGGAACUGGGUAUUUAAUGAUUGGGACUACACGAGUGUGCAAACGUUAGUAGGCGGCCUUAAUGUAUUAUUGGAAAGACUUGAGAAGCUGGGAGGGUUCUGCUUCCACCUGGAGUUUUGCCUUUCUUGACCCUAAAAUUUGCUCACAUGUUUUCAGGGUCUCUCUGAGAUGGAGGAGGUUUCCGGUUUGGAGGAUGGUCCCAUGGUGGCUAGCACCCGAAAUAGAACAGAUGAAUGAGUGGCCACUGCCCUCCUCCACCAAAGGGGGCAUUCUCCUGGCACUUUCGCGUCGUGCCCCUCCCUCGGACUAUAACUGAACUCCCCCAAGAUGUGCGUGAAGCCCACAGGAGUGCCCUCAGUUUUUCCUCAAACCAGGACCAGCUCUCUUCUCUUCCCCACUCGAGGAAGAUCUUGUCACCUCGUUUCUAGUCAAGCUGCUUCCUCCCUUGCAUUCUUGGCCUCCUUCCUCCCUGCCUCUCCAUCCAGAUUCACAUCUGCCUCAUCUCACUGUUUCCGUCUGUUGACCUUUCACAAUCCCAUCCACUCCGAGCCCGGCUGCUGCACCCGCCAACCGAGAAUCCGCGUCGGUUGUGCUCCGGGUCUCCCUUGGAUCCGGGUCCUGCCUAAGCCACUGGAGACUACAAUUCCCAGGAUACCCCGCUACCCCGUG
Molecule: messenger RNA, 2957 nt
Organism: Alexandromys fortis (reed vole)
Lineage: Eukaryota; Metazoa; Chordata; Mammalia; Rodentia; Cricetidae
Gene: Tmem253
Product: transmembrane protein 253
Exons: 5
Coding region: 1552-2337 (261 amino acids)
Source: RefSeq, a predicted model, not a curated record